Triplophysa rosa is the source of this 1327-nucleotide messenger RNA. Its product is annotated as ribosomal protein S6 kinase alpha-5-like. Gene Ontology annotation, biological process: protein phosphorylation; regulation of DNA-templated transcription. The record is from RefSeq and is a predicted model, not a curated record. NCBI's taxonomy places the organism in Eukaryota, Metazoa, Chordata, Actinopteri, Cypriniformes, Nemacheilidae. Bases 794 to 1312 code for a protein of 172 amino acids. Gene Ontology annotation, molecular function: ATP binding; protein kinase activity. The transcript is spliced from 5 exons.
CGAAUCGGACGUCACUUCUUCGGCUUCCGUAGCCGAAGUGAUCCUUACACUUUCUUCCAAACAGUUAUUGUUAAAUUAAUCUCUUUUCCAUAGCAAACGCAUAUUUUUAAGCGAAUCAGAUAUAAUUGCACCCGGAAGACAGGAGGAAAGGACAACACUAAAACACACCCAUUGAGCUUUCAUAAAAUUAGCUACUAGGGACAUUUUUAUGCUAUCUGUCAUGGUUGAUAGUUAGCAAGAACGCUAUUAGCGUAUAGCUCCGUUGACGGAUCGAUAUAUGACAAUACUUUAAGUAUGUUGCAGGUAAUAUAGCUGUAAGGAGAUUAACGCAUUGUGUUCGACGGGCUCUGACAGAUCUGCGAGCUUUAUUGCAGUUGUGUAUAAGAUCACGACAGUUGUGUCGAAGUUGGUAAUACGGAAAUAACAGGCAUUUUUGGCCGACAUUAUGAGCAAUUAACUGCGGGUGAAGUGUUGCCGAUAGCAUGCAUUGUGCUUUGGAAAUAUAGAAUAUGUUAAAAUAUAUUAUUGUUUCCAAAGGUAAGAUUAAUAUUUAGGUCGUUCAUGAGGAUUAGUGUCAACGGCAGGAUGUCAAAGGGAUUUGUUAGCUGAGAUGCAUAACAAAAACAUGUCAUCUUCAUUGUCGUAACCCGUUUGUAAAGUUUUGCUUUACAAAUCCUUACCAUUUCCCGGGGAGUUUGUGGGACUCUUUGGAUUCCUGUAAAUGGUUGUUCGUUGAAAGUGUAUUCUGUCAAACUCACUUUCCUGACCAAAUACCCAAUAAAUAAAUCGCAUUAUGUCAGGGGAUAGUAGUGGUAGCGGCGAAGACUCGGAUCGAGAAACCCACCGUAAAGUCUGCACCGUUAAGCACGAGAUCACUAAUGCUAACCUUACUGGAUACACUGAGAAAGUUGGCAUGGAGAACUUUGAACUUCUCAAAGUGCUUGGCACUGGAGCUUAUGGAAAAGUAUUCCUGAUCAGAAAAAUAAGUGGUCAUGAUAAAGGCAAACUCUAUGCCAUGAAGGUUCUGAAGAAAGCAGCCAUCGUUCAGAAGGCAAAGACUGCUGAGCACACCCGGACAGAGCGGCAGGUUCUAGAACACAUUCGCCAGUCACCUUUUCUUGUCACCCUUCAUUACGCCUUUCAGACCCAAACCAAACUGCACCUUAUACUAGACUAUGUGAGUGGAGGGGAGAUGUUUACUCAUUUAUAUCAGAGAGAUCAUUUCUCAGAAGAUGAAGUGAGGAUCUAUGUCGGAGAAAUUAUCCUAGCCCUGGAGCACUUGCACAAGGUAGAAAUGUUAUUAUUUAGAUAAAACUGAGAUACUGUA